GACUGAGCAUCUUCCAUCACUCCCUCCGACCCUACCAAGCUCAGUGGCAGCUCAUGACCGACAUGACUGGUCAUAACCUUGCUCCUUCGCCUCCGCCCCGUGUCUCCAAACUCGAGGCCCUGCAUUCCAACCCCUGGUUGAUUGCUCGCACAAGCGGGCCGUGGGACCCGCCCUCCGGCCUGGAGGCAUACCCCAGGGCUAAGGAGCCUCGUAGCCUAGGAGAACACAAGCUCUUCGACGUCUGGGAGGAUAACCUUGCCCUCAAGGUGCACAGCAUCCUCGACCAGAAUCAAGUCAACUGGUCAAGUACCGAGAUUGUCCGAAUUGCCGACGUCGGCGAGCCUGACGGAAACCUUAUCCUAUGGAUUGGCGUUUACUCUACUCAGCUACGGCAUACAGGAUGUUGACGUUGAGCUGCGCGAAUCCGACUUCGUCCAAUCCGCCAAUCCCGCGCUCCUUAAGCCCACUGACAUCAUCGACCCCUACGCACAGCAGCCGAACUAACCAAACGCUACCUAGAGAACAACCCGAACAGCCCCUCGAACAUCGUCCUAUACUCAGACAACGCCAGUGCGGUGAAACGCAUCUUCCAGGGGAAACCCGGGAAGGCACAAGAACACUCGUGGGCCUUCAGGAACACGAUAGGUGGGCUGCUUG
Molecule: messenger RNA, 657 nt
Organism: Cantharellus anzutake
Lineage: Eukaryota; Fungi; Basidiomycota; Agaricomycetes; Cantharellales; Hydnaceae
Exons: 2
Coding region: 54-407 (117 amino acids)
Source: RefSeq, a predicted model, not a curated record